CCACUUAAGGCGGGGCCGGGGAGUUCUGGCAGCGCAGGAGCCGGGCAGCAGAGCCAGGCUGGGCUGGCACUCACCCACGACCCCCCUUCCCUGCUAUGAUGGCCCAUCAGUAGCAGGUUCCAGACCCCCCGGGGGGCAUGUGGGCAGAGCCAGCGGCAGCCAGGUGCGCAGAGCCACAAGAGCUCUAGGGCACUCUGGGGGCAGCUCUGCCUGCUGGGCUCUCUGGUGCCUGGGGAAAUGCCCAACUGACGGGCGAGCUAGUGAGGACAAGAACGUUCCCUGUGGCCUGAGUCCUCUGCAUCCAUGGCGCUGCCGGCCAGGCUGGUGCCCCUGUGCUGCUUGGCGCUUCUGGCGCUGCCUGCCCAGAGCUGCGGGCCGGGCCGGGGACCGGUUGGCCGGCGCCGCUACGUGCGCAAGCAGCUCGUGCCGUUGCUCUACAAGCAAUUUGUGCCCAGCAUGCCCGAGCGGACCCUAGGCGCCAGUGGGCCGGCAGAGGGGAGAGUGGCAAGGGGCUCCGAGCGCUUCCGGGACCUGGUGCCCAACUACAACCCGGACAUCAUCUUCAAGGAUGAGGAGAACAGUGGUGCAGACCGCCUGAUGACCGAGCGCUGUAAGGAGCGGGUGAACGCGCUGGCCAUUGCCGUGAUGAACAUGUGGCCCGGAGUGCGCCUACGGGUGACCGAGGGCUGGGACGAAGAUGGCCACCAUGCUCAGGACUCACUCCACUACGAAGGUCGUGCCUUGGACAUCACCACGUCCGACCGCGACCGCAAUAAGUAUGGGUUGCUGGCGCGGCUGGCAGUGGAAGCCGGCUUCGACUGGGUCUACUACGAGUCCCGCAACCACGUCCACGUGUCGGUCAAAGCCGAUAACUCACUGGCGGUCAGGGCAGGCGGCUGCUUUCCGGGAAAUGCCACCGUGCGCCUGCGAAGCGGAGAGCGGAAGGGCCUGCGGGAACUGCACCGCGGAGACUGGGUGCUGGCUGCAGACGCGGCAGGCCGGGUGGUGCCCACGCCCGUGCUGCUCUUCCUGGACCGGGACUUGCAGCGCCGGGCCUCUUUCGUGGCUGUGGAGACCGAGCGGCCCCCGCGCAAGCUGUUGCUCACGCCCUGGCACCUGGUGUUCGCCGCUCGGGGGCCAGCGCCCGCACCGGGCGACUUUGCGCCGGUGUUCGCGCGCCGGCUGCGGGCGGGGGACUCGGUGCUGGCGCCCGGCGGGGACGCGCUUCGGCCGGCACGCAUAGCCCGCGUGGCGCGCGAGGAAGCAGUUGGCGUGUUCGCGCCGCUCACAGCACACGGGACGCUGCUGGUCAACGACGUCCUGGCCUCGUGCUACGCGGUUCUGGAGAGUCAUCAGUGGGCGCACCGCGCUUUCGCUCCUUUGCGCCUGCUACACGCGCUGGGGGCGCUGCUUCCCGGCGGGGCCGUCCAGCCGACUGGCAUGCACUGGUACUCGCGGUUCCUCUAUCGCUUGGCGGAGGAGCUGCUGGGCUGAGCGCGGCGGACCCAGAAACCCAGAGGCGCCUGCUGAAACCGGGGCGUUCGGGCUGAGAUCUGGGGAUGUGGGCAGCAGAGGAGGCUGACUGCGGGGGGAGGAAGGGAUGGGGAAAAAAAUGGAGGCGAGACUGGACUGCUUGGUUUAGGGGCAACCUCCAGCUGAGAGGAGAUCCCUGGUCCUAGGUAGACGGGGUUGAUGGUGGGUACUCCCUGACGAGGACUAUUUCACCUCUUCCCGAGUGCCUCGGCCCCACCCGACUAUUUUAUUUUAUUUUCUAUUUAUAAAUUGUAAUAUAAUGAUCUGCUUGCCCCGCCUGGCAAGGUGAGGGGCCAGGGCACGGCGUUAACACUGUCUGACACAGCCAGCCAAUCUGACGUCUGACAUUUUCCUACAGGUGGGCUAAUAAAGGGAAGGCUUGCAGGA
This is a messenger RNA of Felis catus (domestic cat), 1920 nucleotides long. RefSeq names its product desert hedgehog signaling molecule (gene DHH). The record is from RefSeq and is a predicted model, not a curated record. Gene Ontology annotation, molecular function: calcium ion binding; patched binding. Gene Ontology annotation, biological process: regulation of gene expression; protein autoprocessing; multicellular organism development. The coding region runs from base 304 to 1494 and encodes 396 amino acids. The transcript has 3 exons. Lineage: Eukaryota; Metazoa; Chordata; Mammalia; Carnivora; Felidae.